Messenger RNA from Trichobilharzia szidati, 1409 nucleotides. Lineage: Eukaryota; Metazoa; Platyhelminthes; Trematoda; Strigeidida; Schistosomatidae. The record is from the annotation of a GenBank genome assembly.
CUGGGAGGAGACAAUACAGGAAGAGAACUCACCAUGGGUCGUGAGGCCCUCGGUGAAAUGAACGAAAAUGGUGAACUCUCCUUAGACUUCUGCGCCUUCAAUGAUUUGGUGAUUGGUGGCAGUGUGUUCAAACACAAGGAUAUACACAAGGCAACAUGGAUUUCACCAGAUGGACACACCGAAAACCAGAUAGACUUCAUUUCAAUCUCAAGGAAGUGGAGACGGAGCCUACUGGACACAAGAUCGAGGAGAGGAGCAGAUGUGGGUUCAGACCACUAUCUAGUACAAGGGACUUUCAAGGUGAAGCUGAAAGCCUCGAGGAUACCUGGGGAUAGGCCACAAUGCAAGUUCAACACGCAAAAACUGAAGGACACAAUCACACAGGACAUUUUCACUGCAACUGUCAGAGCAAAGCAGGAAACACUACGUGGCACCACUGAGGAAUCAUCCGUGGAAGACCACUGGAACUCUCUGAAGGUAAUUUUCAACGAAACGUGUUCAACGGUUUUAGGAAGAAAGAAGAAACAAGACAAGGAAUGGCUCUCAACGGACAUUUGGAAGCUAAUAGAGAAGAGGAGAAUGGUGAAAGAGAAAAUGAUUCAAUGCAAAGAUGGACAAGAGAAAGAGACGCGGAGCUCAACUUACACAGCACUGGACAAAGAAGUGAAGAAGAGCGCCAGGAAGGACAAAAGACAAUUCUACGACAACCUGGCUACUGAAGCUGAGAAGGCAGCAGGCAAAAGGGACCUGAGGACACUAUAUCAGAUAACCAAGUCUCUAUCCGGGAAGAGAUCAACACAAGUGAAACCUAUAAAAGACAGUCAAGGGAACCCAAUUACCAAAGAAGAAAGACAGAUUAAACAAUGGGCGGACCACUUCAAAGGACUCUUGAACCGACCACCACCUACAACCCGUCCAGAAAUACUAACAACAGCACGUACACAACUGCAAGUUGACACCAAUCCUCCAACGAAAACUGAAGUCAUGAAUGCAAUCAAGCUUCUGAAAGCUGGAAAAGCAGCCGGACCAGAUGGAAUACCCCCUGAAGCACUGAAAACGGACGCGGAGACAGCAGCAGAUAUGCUGACUCUAUUAUUGCAAAAGGUCUGGAAGGAGGGAAAGGUGCCUACUGACUGGAGGAAAGGUUACCUAGUGAAACUACCAAAGAAGGGCGACUUAGGCCUCACUCUGCAAGAACUGGCGAGGAAUCAUGCUCCUGUCGACGCCAAGUAAAAUCCUGAGUCGCAUCAUCCUGGAGAGAAUAAAGGACGCACUGGAUACAGAACUCCGACCAGAACAAGCUGGAUUCAGGAAAGGCAAAUCAUGUUCUGACCAAGUUACAACUCUACGUAUCAUCAUCGAACAAAGCAUGGAAUGGCAAUCAAAGCUCUACCUCAACUUUAUAGACC